Tachysurus vachellii is the source of this 2487-nucleotide messenger RNA. It is a transcript of the gene flvcr2b, whose product is annotated as FLVCR choline and putative heme transporter 2b. NCBI's taxonomy places the organism in Eukaryota, Metazoa, Chordata, Actinopteri, Siluriformes, Bagridae. Gene Ontology annotation, molecular function: heme transmembrane transporter activity; heme binding. Bases 335 to 1789 code for a protein of 484 amino acids. The record is from RefSeq and is a predicted model, not a curated record. Gene Ontology annotation, biological process: transmembrane transport; heme export. Gene Ontology annotation, cellular component: membrane. The transcript has 11 exons.
AGUGUCCGGUGUCAAACUUCAGCUGCAGUAGAAACUUUGGACGGUUCUGUUUGAAGUCGGAAUUUUAACCAGUUUGAUCUGUUAAUGUAAAUAUUUUGUAUCCGUGUAAAGAGAUAAAAGCGAAACUACACAUUUAGUUUAAUCCUAACUUAGUCAGUAGGUUAAGUAAAGUUGAUCAAAGUCAGAGUUUAUGACUAGUCACGUUUACUAGCACAGAAUAUUUCCUGUUUUUUAUAAACAAGAUUUCUUGAUUGAUUGACGAGUUCAGAGAAGUCUGAUCUGAUCUGAUCUGAUCUGAUCUGAAUGUUGAGUUGGACACUGGAUUGGACACAUCAUGGGAGAGCAGAGAAACUCAGACUGUGGGGUGAAUGAGAAAUGUUUCUCCAACAGUGAAGCUCAGAAUGAACAUGGAGUGCAGAUCUUCUCAGAGCCCAGUGUGGUGGAGUCCAGGGAUCAGAUGGAGACCCACUUGUACAAGAGGAGAUGGCUGAUUGUGUUUUUGUUCAGCUCUUAUUCACUUUGUAACUCCUAUCAGUGGAUCCAGUACGGCAUCAUCAACAACAUUUUCAUGAAGUUCUACAAUGUCGACUCCUUCACCAUAGACUGGAUGUCCAUGAUCUACAUGCUCACCUACAUCCCACUCAUCUUCCCCGUCACGUGGCUCCUGGACAAGAAGGGGCUCCGCGUGGUGGCCCUCGCGGCCACGGCCCUCAACUGCGCUGGGACAUGGAUCAAAGUGGCCAGCGCCAGGCCGGACCUUUUUCCAGUCACCUUUCUGGGUCAGGUGACCUGCUCCAUAGCUCAGGUGUUCAUCCUCGGGAUGCCUUCGCGCAUCGCCUCGGUGUGGUUUGGGUCCAAUGAGGUUUCCACCGCAUGCUCUAUCGGGGUUUUUGGAAAUCAGCUUGGCAUCGCCAUUGGAUUUUUGGUUCCACCAAUCCUGGUUCCAAAUGUAGAGGACUUGGACGAGCUGGCCAAUCACAUUCAGGUGAUGUUCUACAUCACAGCGGGCGUGGCCACGUUCCUCUUCAUCCUGGUGCUCAUUGUGUUUCAGGAGAGACCUUCUCUACCUCCAUCUCAAUCUCAGGCUUCAGUUCGUCUGAUCCCCACAGAGAGUUACUCAUACUCAUCCUCUAUCCUUCGGCUCCUUCGCAACACUCCCUUCAUCCUGCUCCUCAUCAGCUAUGGGUUGAACGUUGGCUGUUUUUACGCCGUUGGGACGCUGUUGAACCAGAUGAUCAUCAAACACUUCCCGGGUGAAGAGGUGAAUGCUGGGAGAAUCGGUCUCACCAUCGUCAUUGCUGGUAUGAUCGGCUCACUCAUCUGUGGGAUCUGGCUGGACAGAACCAAAACCUACAAACAGACUACACUGGCCGUGUACGUGAUGUCUCUGGUUGGUUUAGCCGUUUACGCCUUCACCCUGGAUCUCGGUCACCUGUGGCUCGUCUUCAUCACUGCUGGAGCUCUCGGAUUCUUUAUGACAGGGUAUCUGCCUCUGGGGUUUGAGUUUGCAGUUGAACUCACCUAUCCUGAAUCUGAGGGGACGUCCUCAGGCCUGCUCAACUGCUCAGCUCAGGUGUUUGGGAUUAUUUUCACCAUCUGUCAGGGGAAGAUCAUUUACACUUUCAGCACACUGGCAGGGAAUCUGUUCCUGUGUGCAUUUCUGAUCAUCGGGACUAUUAUAACAGGAUUUAUUAAGUCGGAGCUCCGCAGGCAGAAUGCAAAUCAGUUAACCAAGACGUCUGCUGCAGUCGUUCUGGAUUACGGUGCUACGACUCCGAUUAACUACUGAUCAAUCAAUCACCUCUCAACACACGUAAGCACAGGUAAAAUCAAAUGGAUCACAUGUGAAUUCUAUUGCUGUUGGACCAGCUACAAGAAUGUAACCCCACUCCUCACACACACUCACACACACACACACACACACACACACACACACAUUCAUUUUUGUGUUCAAGCAGUAUUUUUAUUUAUUGUCCAAAUUAUCAUGUUUAUAUUCAAAUGUCUGAGUCCACUGUGGGCAUGUCCCAAUCCACACACCCUAAUUCACUAUACAGUCCACAUAAACACCAUCAGUCCACUCUGGACGUGUCCCAGACCUGAUAUUAUUUCAUGUUCCCGCUGUGAUCAAAUGAAAGUGAAAAGAGUGUAAAACACUUCAUUUCUGACUUGCACUUUAGUCAGUGUGUCCAAAAAUAUUUCCAACGUAUGAAAUCAUCACAAGGAGAAUCGUGUAGCUCCGUGCGGUGGUGUUUAAUCCACUAGACUUGCGUAUUCGGCCUUGAGUGGAAUUUUUUAAAUAAAUUAUUAAUAACAGGUUCACAUUUCAAAAAGUCCAAAGGAAUUAAACUCUAUUAUUUCUAACAUUAGUAUUUAAAUCUUUCAAAAUCUGAUCAACAGUUUUAUUAACCGUAUAAACAUCACUCCCUAACCCCUACUCCCUAACCCCUACUCCCUAACCCCUACUCCCUAACACUAAACCCCAAACCC